Messenger RNA from Cornus florida, 2188 nucleotides. RefSeq names its product tyrosine--tRNA ligase 1, cytoplasmic-like. The record is from RefSeq and is a predicted model, not a curated record. Gene Ontology annotation, biological process: tRNA aminoacylation for protein translation. The coding region runs from base 693 to 1736 and encodes 347 amino acids. The transcript has 9 exons. Gene Ontology annotation, molecular function: ATP binding; tyrosine-tRNA ligase activity. NCBI's taxonomy places the organism in Eukaryota, Viridiplantae, Streptophyta, Magnoliopsida, Cornales, Cornaceae.
UCCCGCGGCUGUUUUUGACGCCAGCGACAGUGGCGAGUGACAAUGAAAAUGCUCCGGCGACGCCGAGACAGCAAAGAAGAGAACAGCGGCGUUGACGAUGGCAACGAUCUGAUGAUGACGGGGGAGGAUAGGCGACGGCGAGGGUUGUUGUAGCGGCUGUUUAGUGGUUCACUAACUAUUUCGCUUUGUAAGGAAUUUAAAUUUUAGAUUCUUAAAUCAAAACACUAUGUAUGGAUGGUAUGAACUGCCUAAAAGGGAAAUUUAUUGAGCAAAUAAAACUUCUUCAAUAAACUUAUAAAUUUUUUUUUUUUUUAAUUUUGAUGAGAUACUAAAAGAAAAUAAAUAGAGUAAGAGUAAGGUUCAAUUAGUAUCGAAAGGGUUUGCAUGAUAUUUAAUUUACAGAAAUAUCAAUUAUGUCAUCUGGGAAAUCGGGGGAUUCACUCUUUCUUGUAACUUUAAAAGUAUUGAUGCUAUUGAAGGACCCGGUGUUCUGAAUCAAUACAAUGAAGUUCAUUUUUCUAAAAAUCAUCACAUCAGAAAAGGGUGGAAUGGAGUUUUUUGAAAUAUCCCUAAAAAUUCGGUUUUGUCAUGUUUAUGAAAAAAGUAUUAUGAUUAUUAAGAACUCAACAGGACCUUCCCCUAAUCUACGCCAAAAUUAGUGAUAGUGGUUUCUGUUUAAUUGUUGAAACAGGAUGAGUGCAGAGGAAAAAUUCAGGAUUGUGAGGAGUAUCGGAGAGGAGUGCAUACAAGAAGAUGAGCUCUUUAACCUUCUCUCCAAGAAGCCCCAACCCAUUUGCUAUGAUGGGUUUGAACCCUCCGGCCGAAUGCAUAUUGCUCAGGGAGUUAUGAAGAUUAUUAGUAUAAACAAACUGAUUUCUGCUGGUUGCAAAGUAAAGAUCUGGAUUGCAGAUCGGUUUGCACUGCUAAACAACAAAAUGGGGGGUGACUUGAAAAAGAGUCAAACUGUUGGAUGUUAUAUGAUUGAGGUAUGGAAAGCUUUCGGGUUAAAUCCUGAAGGUGGUGAAAUAGAAUUUUUAUGGUUCUCUAAAGAAAUUAAUUCCCGGGCAGUUGAGUAUUGGGAUCUAGUAACAGAUAUUGCUACAAGGAUAACACUUGCUAGGACUUUGAGGUGUGUUCAGAUCAUGGGUCGUAAAGAGCAAGAAGAUUUGACAGCAGCCCAGAUUAUGUACCCUUGCAUGCAAUGUGCUGACAUAUUUUUCCUUGAGGCUGACAUUUGUCAAUUGGGCAUGGAUCAGCGGAAAGUGAAUAUGCUUGCAAGGGAAUAUUGUGAUGAUAUUAAGAGGAUAAACAAGCCUAUCAUAUUGUCUCAUCACAUGCUUCCUGGUUUGAAGGAGGGGCAAGAGAAGAUGUCAAAAAGUGACCCAGACUCAUCCAUCUUCAUGGAUGAUAAUGAGGCUCGUGUAAAUGAGAAGAUAAAGCGAGCUUUCUGUAAGGAAAAAGACGUUGAGGGGAACCCAUGUCUAGAGUACAUCAAAUACCUUAUCUUUCCAUGGUUUCAUGAGUUCAGGGUUGAGCGUAGUGCAAAAAAUGGUGGUCAAAAGACUUUCAGCAAUUUCGAAGAACUGGUUGCUGACUACCAAAGUGGGAAAUUGCAUCCUGGAGACUUGAAACCUGCUUUAUCCAAAGCAUUGAAUAAGAUACUGCAGCCAGUUCGCUAUCACUUUAUUAGUGAUGCCAAUCUCAAGGAGCUACUGGAAACAGUGAGGAGACUGUAGAUCUCAUCGACUGUUUCUUUUAAUGUAGGGCUACAGAAUUACCAGAUGACGCCGAUUGGAAUUUGCACCCCAUUUUCCCCUGCGCAGCUAUAUAUCAAUGCAGAACUAGAUUGAAUUUUGCUUUUGCCAUACUCAAAACAAUACAUAUGUACAUUAGGAUAUUAGGUUACUUACCUGUGCGUUUUUGAGUGCCAUUUCCAUAGCCUGAUUGUUGUCCUUGCCAGAAAGAAAAUAUGGCUUUUUAUUGGUCUUUAAUAUUGCAUUUUUCGAACAGAAUUUCAUUUAGAUUAGUAAAAAUGGAUUCAUGUGGUUGUUUUUAUAUAUUUGCGACAAGUCUUGUUGAGUUGGUUCAGUUUAAAUGCUGUGAUAUAGAUGAAAUAUUUUGAUUGUUUCAAUUUAUUCUAUUAGUGUCGGUUUGACCAUUUUAAUGGACAACUCUGUUUUGGUGGAAA